Messenger RNA from Gryllus bimaculatus (two-spotted cricket), 2468 nucleotides. The record is from the annotation of a GenBank genome assembly. NCBI's taxonomy places the organism in Eukaryota, Metazoa, Arthropoda, Insecta, Orthoptera, Gryllidae.
AUGCAAGUUCGGGGCCGUAAAUCCACGGACUAUUUGACUCAGGUGGCCAAAGGUCGUAUAGAAGCUCAUGUUGCGUGGGGCAUGCUACAAGAAAUAGCCAGGAAGCAUUUCCUAUCGACUCUUCAGCCCCCACGAACGUCAACAGAACCUGCGGAAUCAAUAGAUCAUACGAAACUUAUGGCUUUCCUGGAAGUUGUGGUGCGGUUGGGACCUGAUGGUCGUAGAAGCCCUCAAACACUCGAAACGGCCUCGGGACCUAUGCCUACACGCAGCAUAGAAGAUGGGAAUCUCUACGGGGGAAACCCUUUGCUGGGAGCGAUUGAAAUGCUAGGCGCAGCUUCCGUUCUUGUACAUCGCAAGAUGUUAGCGGGCAGUGUACUCGUAGCACCUCCAGGAUUCAGCAGCCUUUCAACAACUGGUUUUGGCGCACUACCCGAAACCACAGCAAAUUCUACAGGACAAGGAUUCGUUAAUACCUCUGGAUAUGACCCUAGACGUGAAGCUCCUCCAAUUUAUGGAGGAACAGGCAAUGACUAUUCGAUGGAAGACAGUGAAAUUCACGUUGAAAAAUACACGCCCGACAACAAAAUCAAGAAAAAGAACAAGAUGAAAAAGAAAUCAGAUAUCUUAUCACCAAUUUUGUCACUAGAUAACACAGUGGCCAAUAAACCCACCAGAAGCCAUGGAGCAUCCGCUUUAAGUGAUAAAACGCCAAUUAGCAGUGAAGAAAUUUCGGUUGUUGCGCAACCACAUUCUGAACCACCACUGGAAGCAAAUGUAAGUGAAACAUUCGAUGGGGUCAACAACACUGAUACUCAAAUUAAAAAUAAACCUGUCUUCCCUGUCGUGAGUAUACUGAAGAAAACUGCCAAGAAGAAAAUGGAAUCACAAAAUUUGAAACUUGACAAUACUAUACUCAAUAAGCCGAUUAAAAGCCAAAAGACAUCCCCCUCAAUAAGACAUAAAACGGUCAAUAGCGGUGAACAAAAUCCCAUUGUUGCGAAACCAGAAGUUCAAAUGAAGGAUGAUGCAAAUAUAGCUCAAACAUUAGAUGAUGUUACUGAAAUUCAAAAUACACUUAAGAUUCCUGGCGAUAAUGAAUUUUCUAAAGAUAUCGGAACAUCGGAUAAAACUAAAUCAUUAGAUAUUGGGAAAUCUGAAUACCAGGAAGGAACGAAAACUGUUGAAGAUCCUGCAAUAAAUUCUCGCUGCACUAAAAUGACAAUUUGUGCGGACAUUCCACGACGUUCAUGCAUAUCUGGCACGAAUGGAUUGUUCGUUAUGGCUGAAGUGUCACAAUCUCCCACCACGUCCAAAACUACAGGUACGUUUAUUGUUAGUGGAGAGCACACACUCAACAGACAGUCGGAGUACUGUAGUAACCGUGGGAUUAACAAUGUGUGCCCGACGACCAAAAUAUCCAAAGUAACUCAACCGAAAGAGUCCUUCUACACGUCAAAAUCCAAAACAUCCAGAAUACCUGGAGAAAGGAGAGAUACUGAAUCAUCUAAGUCCAUUAUAAUGCCCAAUUCCUUGGAAAUAGAGGGCGAUGAAACGUUAGAUACUAGCCAAAAUCGAAGAGAAAAUGCAUCAUCGAUUAUUUCUGAUGAUACGAGAGAGGAACAGGAAACAAGUGAGGCAUCGGCAAAGGAUAAACUGUCUAAAGCUAUCCAAAACCUAGAAAAAGCAGAAACUCAAUCUGGGUGUGGAUCGACGGGUCUCACUGUGAUAAUUCGAGGUAGUGGAAAUGCACGAGUGUCAGUGACAAGCGAAUGCUCUGAAAUUCCCAACAACCUUAGAGCCAAAGAUGCAUUUGGAAGAGCGAGCACUGCUGGAAUGCCAUCGCUUUCUGAAGAAUCAGCAUCAGUUAGAUCUAGAAGAAACGAUGAAUUUUGCAAAAGAAAUAGAUGCAGUAUGAUUCCGGAAUUGCCUGAAAAACCAACUGAAUGUAAAAUCCACGAGUUAAAUGAAAUGCCCAUUUCUGUUUGUUCACAGGCAGAUAGUACGCUAAAUAACAUCAAAUUACCUGAUGUAUCCAGAAUAAAUGAAAUUAAAGGAUACACCGAUGAAAAUAAUAUUCUUUCAAUGUCUGAAGCACUUGGUUUAUCCCGAGACGAUAAAAGGUGUUCGAGUAUUGGGGUGACGAGAACAAGCCAAAUGAAGAAAGGCAAUGGGAAACGGACCACAAUGGAUGCAAGAAUAUCUGAAGAACAAAUCGAAAAGUCUGCACCACUAUUCGAAACAAUGAAAACAGUAUGUGAAACUGAAAGAAUCAGAAGCCAUGGAUUGGAAUUGAAGGCGGAACGACGCGAGUCAACUGGUGAUGAAGAAACUACGAUUUCUUUCUUGUGGUUACCUGCUAAAUCUUCAGUAAACUGUGAAGAAAUUUCCACUUUCACCUUGGGCAAUAUAUCAUCGUGAUUGCAAAAAUCACAAGUUUCUACAGUGAGUUUACAAAUUCAUGAGCC